This is a messenger RNA of Oncorhynchus keta (chum salmon), 2172 nucleotides long. RefSeq names its product transcription factor Sox-21-B. The transcript has 2 exons. The record is from RefSeq and is a predicted model, not a curated record. Gene Ontology annotation, molecular function: DNA-binding transcription factor activity, RNA polymerase II-specific; RNA polymerase II cis-regulatory region sequence-specific DNA binding. NCBI's taxonomy places the organism in Eukaryota, Metazoa, Chordata, Actinopteri, Salmoniformes, Salmonidae. The coding region runs from base 314 to 1045 and encodes 243 amino acids. Gene Ontology annotation, biological process: cell differentiation; regulation of DNA-templated transcription; anatomical structure morphogenesis.
CCUCUGAAAACCUUAUUUCACAUGGAGCAGCCCGGAGUUAUCAACCAUUUGCGUAAACGCUGGAUUCAAGUGCUGAGUGGCGGUUAACAGUCUCUGGCGAUAGCAGCAAAACAAGAUAAGAACUGCAGCUCUAGAUAUAUUGCCUUCUGUCUUCGAUGCUAUAUUGUCCUCGUCGGAUAUCAACAUGCAUCAGAAAACCUAACUUUUAUAGAGUUUCUCAUCAGAACGCUGCGCAUUGCUCUUUUCAAAACGGAUAUCUUACUACGGUGUGAUGAAGCACUGAUAUUUUACACCAAAAGUAUUUUGUACCAACAUGUCUAAACCAAUGGAUCACGUAAAACGCCCGAUGAAUGCCUUCAUGGUUUGGUCCAGAGCUCAGAGAAGAAAAAUGGCUCAGGAGAACCCAAAAAUGCACAACUCCGAGAUCAGCAAAAGAUUGGGAGCGGAGUGGAAACUUCUCACCGAGUCAGAGAAAAGGCCAUUCAUUGACGAAGCUAAACGACUGAGAGCCAUGCACAUGAAGGAACACCCUGACUAUAAAUACAGACCUAGGCGGAAGCCAAAGACUCUGAUGAAAAAAGACAAGUUUGCCUUCCCAGUGCCCUACAAUCUUGGAGAGCACGACGCGCUUAAAGUUAGCGGUCUAUCUCAUGGAGCGCUUCACGAGUCCCUAUUAGGGAACCCAGACAAGGCUGCAGCGGCAGCGGCGGCCGCAGCAGCGAGAGUCUUCUUCAACCCGUCCAUGACCACGAACCCCUAUUCAUUUUUUGACCUCGGGUCGAAGAUGUCAGAGCUUUCCUCUCCAUCGUUUCCUUACCCAUCUCUGGGGUAUCCUGGUGGCACGGCUUUCUCUGGAACUGGUAGUGUUGGUGGAACACACACUCACACUCACUCUCAUCCAGCCCCGGGCAACCCAGGCUACAUGAUCCCCUGUAACUGUACGGGCUGGCCCUCUGCGGGUCUUCAGCCACCGCUAGCCUACAUCCUGCUGCCUGGCAUGGGCAAACCUCAACUUGACUACCCUGCAUAUGCAGCGGCAUUAUGAUAGCCUAUAUUGGAUUUAGGAGACGUUUAAAUGUGAAGAAAAAAAUAUUCAUGCAAGAGUUUAUUAUGCAUGCACAAACUUGUACAUGUGAUGAAGUGCUCGUUGUCUCAGAUAUCACAUGUGUAUGUAUAUUGAUUAAUGCCUUUAUCGAAGGUAAUUCUUAUAUAGCGAACUCUCUAAACUAAUAUUCAUACAUCUCCGGGCAAAUCCCAGAGGGUCCGAACAAAAGGAUGGCAGAAAUACUGAACUGGGGAGGAAAAGGGUAGGAGAUCUAUUUGCCCGUGUCAAUGUGAAUACUCAUUUGAAAGGUACCAUAUUUGAUUUAUAUCUGUUGCAAAUGCACCUGCUUGACUUGUUGUUAUCAAGUAGGCCUAGUUUACUGCAUCCCACAACAAAUCAGAUAUAGGUAAACACGAACUGGCCAUAAUUUUCUUCAUAUAUUGUACCUGAUAAUUCAAUAUUGUUUAAAGAGUCUAAUCACUGGCUAUUAUGAUUUAUAUUGUUGGUCAAGAAGGAAUGAUAAUUGUUUGUCCGUCUGGCUUUCUUGUUUCAAUCAGAAUGACAUAAGCCUGUAAAUGUGUACAGAUAAAUGAUGCUAAUAGUUAAUUUGCCAUUAGGCUAGUGCUUGAGAUAGGGCCUGGAACUGACUGGGUUGUUUGAUUAGAAAUCCAGUGUAUAUUUUGAGUUUUUAAACACUGUUUUAUAGAUGUCUGUACUAUUUAUUGUUUAGUGGAAUGAUUAUGGUGACCCUGUCGAUUGAACAGAGGACAUACCUUGUCCUGUAACAUUUGCACAGUAAAUAGGAAGUGCUUAUAUAAUGUAAUUUAUUUUAAAGAAUGACGAGCCCAAAAGUUUUUUAAUUCGACUACAAUCGUUCGCCUUUCUGUCAACAUUGGCAAGACACAAAAUUAUCACUGAUCAUUUUUGAUUCUUGAGACUUGUGCAUUUACGUGCAUAAGGAGCAUCAUUCGUCUUUACUAACUCUUAAUGAAGUUGUCUGUUUUGUGUUUUAUUUAACACCACUUACAUGUACUUUAAACUCUUAAAUGCUAUUCUUUUCAUUUGUUGAACAAAGGAUUAUAAUAAAGCGUAUGCGGACAAACAGAAAGAAUCGCUGUAGUUCUUGU